CGCUUUCUCCUACGCCAGACUCCCGAGCCCCGCCUCCCCAUCUCAGUUCAAAAUGGCGGCGGCUGCGGAAGACACGGGGUCUGAUUGAGAAGGCGUCUGGGGUCCCCCCUGUGCUGUCCCCAGUAGGUUUAGGGGCCUGGGGGCAGCGGCGUAGGGCUGGUAGCGAGAUUAAGCCCUUUACUUCUUGUCCUGCCUUCAGUGGACAUGGAGACCAGUUGAGCAUAAUCCUCUCAAUAACAACACUUACCAUAUUUGAAGACUAUUUUUAGUUGUUUUGGUAAGCAGACAUUUGGACAGCAAAAUGACCUCCAUUAUCAAGUUGACUACGCUCUCAGGGGUGCAGGAGGAAUCUGCUCUCUGCUAUCUGCUGCAGGUAGACGAGUUUCGUUUUUUAUUGGACUGUGGCUGGGAUGAGAAUUUUUCAAUGGAUAUCAUUGAUUCUCUAAGGAAAUAUGUACACCAGGUUGAUGCAGUGCUACUUUCUCACCCUGAUCCUCUACAUCUUGGUGCUCUCCCCUAUGCAGUUGGAAAAAUGGGUUUAAAUUGUGCUAUUUAUGCAACCAUUCCUGUAUAUAAAAUGGGACAAAUGUUUAUGUAUGAUCUGUAUCAGUCUCGCCACAAUACAGAAGAUUUCACUCUCUUUACAUUGGAUGAUGUAGAUGCAGCUUUUGAUAAAAUACAGCAGCUCAAGUUCUCUCAGAUUGUGAACUUGAAAGGGAAAGGACAUGGUCUUUCUAUUACACCACUGCCGGCUGGUCACAUGAUAGGAGGCACAAUUUGGAAGAUUGUCAAAGAUGGAGAAGAAGAAAUUGUUUAUGCUGUUGACUUCAACCACAAGAGGGAAAUCCAUUUAAAUGGAUGUUCUCUGGAAAUGUUGAGCAGGCCUUCGCUGCUUAUCACAGAUUCCUUUAAUGCUACGUAUGUACAACCCAGACGGAAGCAAAGAGAUGAACAACUGUUAACCAAUGUCUUGGAGACGUUGCGAGGUGAUGGAAAUGUGUUAAUAGCCGUGGAUACAGCAGGCCGAGUUCUGGAACUUGCCCAACUUCUUGAUCAGAUUUGGAGAACAAAAGAUGCAGGAUUAGGAGUCUACUCUUUAGCACUUUUAAAUAAUGUCAGCUACAAUGUAGUGGAGUUUUCUAAAUCACAGGUUGAAUGGAUGAGUGACAAACUGAUGAGGUGUUUUGAAGACAAGAGGAACAAUCCAUUUCAAUUCCGCCAUCUCUCAUUAUGUCAUGGUCUUUCUGACUUGGCUCGAGUACCUAGCCCAAAAGUCGUGCUUGCCAGCCAGCCUGAUUUGGAAUGUGGGUUUUCAAGAGAUCUCUUUAUACAGUGGUGUCAGGAUUCCAAAAACUCUGUAAUUUUAACUUAUAGGACCACACCUGGGACGCUAGCACGAUUUCUUAUAGAUAACCCUUCUGAAAAGGUUAUAGAUAUAGAGUUGAGGAAACGUGUCAAACUUGAAGGGAAGGAACUUGAGGAGUACCUAGAAAAGGAGAAACUAAAGAAAGAAGCAGCUAAAAAGUUAGAACAGUCCAAAGAGGUAGAUAUUGAUUCCAGUGAUGAGAGUGAUGUUGAAGAGGAUAUUGAUCAGCCAUCAGUGCAUAAAACUAAACAUGACUUGAUGAUGAAAGGUGAAGGAAGCCGAAAAGGAAGCUUCUUCAAACAGGCCAAGAAGUCUUAUCCGAUGUUUCCAGCCCCAGAAGAAAGAAUUAAAUGGGAUGAAUAUGGGGAGAUUAUCAAGCCUGAGGAUUUCCUAGUUCCAGAGCUUCAAGCAACUGAAGAAGAAAAGAGUAAAUUAGAAUCUGGUCUGACAAAUGGAGAUGAGCCUAUGGACCAAGAUUUAUCAGAUGUUCCUACCAAAUGUAUUUCAGCGACAGAAUCAAUGGAAAUAAAAGCCAGAGUUACAUACAUAGACUAUGAAGGACGCUCAGAUGGUGACUCCAUUAAAAAAAUAAUUAAUCAGAUGAAGCCACGACAGUUGAUCAUUGUCCAUGGCCCACCUGAGGCUAGCCAGGAUCUUUCAGAAUCUUGCAGAGCUUUUGGUGGGAAAGAUAUUAAAGUUUAUAUGCCUAAACUGCAUGAAACUGUAGAUGCAACCAGUGAGACUCACAUCUAUCAGGUCAGGUUAAAAGAUUCUCUGGUCAGCUCCCUUCAGUUCUGUAAAGCGAAAGAUGCAGAACUAGCUUGGAUAGAUGGUGUCCUGGACAUGCGGGUUUCAAAAGUGGACACAGGAGUCAUUCUGGAAGAAGGAGAGCUGAGAGAAGAUGGAGAAGACUUGGAAAUGCAAGUGGAUAUGCCUUCUUCUGACUCCAGUGUUAUUGCACAGCAAAAGGCUAUGAAGAGUUUGUUUGAUGAUGAUGAUAAGGAAGUAUGUGAGGAGAGUGAGAUCAUUCCUACUCUAGAACCACUGCCACCACAUGAGGUUAUUGGACAUCAAUCUGUUUUCAUGAAUGAGCCAAGACUGUCUGAUUUUAAACAAGUUCUUCUGCGAGAAGGAAUUCAAGCUGAAUUUGUAGGAGGAGUGCUUGUAUGCAACAACCUAGUGGCUGUUCGUAGGACUGAAACAGGGCGCAUUGGAUUGGAAGGCUGUCUUUGCCAGGACUUCUAUAGAAUAAGAGAUCUUUUAUACGAGCAAUAUGCCAUUGUCUAAAGGAGAUGCUGUGAAGAUGAUGUCUUUACUUAAACUUCAAAAGAUAGCGGAGAUUUCUACCUUUUUAUUUUUGUGGGUAUCUUUUUGUAGUUUUCUAAUUUCUACAGAGAAUACUGAUUCUUCAGAAAAGUUAGACAUCAAAAUUCAGUAAACUAACCUAAACAGGUAAAUAAUUGCUACCACAGUUCUAUGUAAGACAUCUCUUGGUACAUUCCGCAUUGUUGGCUUUCAGACUGUUAAGGAAUAUUGUUGCAAAUACCAUUGGUAUGCUGUAAUUGAGAUUGACAGUUUCUUUUAUGAACUUUCUUCCAAGAAGGAUUUAACUGGUCAUAAACAUGCUUUUUCACAUGACAUGGCAUUCCAAGUCUCUGCCUAAGAAUGCAAAUAUAUAAAAAGAAUCAUUUUUCCUAUUUUAAAAAUGUAAGGGUUGUCUUUGCUUUUUGUGGGGGGGUUCUUCUACUGAACAGUAGAAGUUUCAGUAAAAAGUUUCUAGGCCAUUGAAAAUUGGCCAAGUGCUUAAUGGUGACUUUCCUGCAAUGGUUAAUAUGCACCCUUGUUAAUACUGUAACUGCUUUGUGCUACUGAUUGAUACAGUACAUCAUAAGAUAUUGUGAAAUAAAAUUUCAGUUUCCUGGGUCAAAAAGCCAGCUUUAAAAUGUUAUAAGGUACUUUAAUACAGAAUGACUGGAAAAACAAAAGUUGUCUGACAGAUCUGCUAAUCACAUGUUUUUGCAUUUUCUCGCUACUGUAUAUGUAUAUAUGUAUAACUUCUAGUUGUUGCAAUCUGUUAUGCCGGCUAUAUCUGUCUUUUGAGAAUUUUGAUUUUAAUACUUUGAAGAAAAAAAAAAACCACCUGCAUUCUCUUACUUAUAAUAAGCAGUGCACAGUGAGCUAAGUUCAGGAAGGUAUUCUGUCCUUAAGUCUGAAUUCUUCACUUUGUGGAUUUAUCCCCUUGGUAUCAGGUUUCAUACUACUUGUUUUUCCUAUUGCUGGCAGUGGGAUUACAGCCACUGGUACCAAAAUUUGUUAUAUUUUUAGUUGAAUAUGAAUAGUCUUGGGUCACUUAACUUCUUACAUUUCUGAAUUGAAAACAAUGAUGGAACACAUGCAGAGCAGUGGUCUAUAAUGAGAAAUUACUUUUUUAUUCUUGACCUUUGGUUUUAACCAGUGUCUGAAAUUAUUCUUUGUUUAUUACAACAACGGUGGCUUAAACUUGAGUUCUGCUUUCAUUUGUUUAUUUAAAAAAAGGCAAACAAAACUUUUAAUGAAAUAUGGGCAAAAACCAGCUUUAUGGGCGGCUGCUGAAGUGAAGAUUAGUUUGUUGUUCAUUCUUGACUAUUAGGCAUUGUAUAGCUAUUCUUCAAGUUGCCUGUUUAUACUGUUUAAAAGUUAAAAGUUGGAAUAGGAGCUUAAAAGAAAACUGGGAUAAGCAUUCAAAAACUUCUGAUACUAGAUAUAAAAAUGUGUAAUGCAUUCUAAAAUAUGAUCGAGAGGCAAUGUAUGUAUUUUGAUACACACAAAUUCCUGGCUUGAAAUAAUGAGAGAUCUGCAGUAUUUGGGGGCUGAAUCUCAGUUUCUUCAUUCUCUUCUCCUUGCCUACCACCACUUCAUAGAAUUUGGAGGAAAUGCCAUGAAGGAAUUUUAAGUAAGUUGGGUUUUUUUAUGGGAAAGAAAUGUAGGACCACGCCUUUUAAUAUAGAAAUGUAAUGAAGAUUUCUCUAAUCAUCAGUCCCCAUAAUCUAAGUUGAGGUUUACCUUGAAGCUAAUUUACUUUCACGUGUGUGAAAGGCUAAUUUUUAUUCAUUCUGCUUUACUUCAACCCAAAUACACACUACCAAAGUUGAAAAUCUACUCCCCCCCCCCGCUCCCUUGAGCAAUAUUGAGAAUUGUUUAAGGCAAAAGAUUCAGGGAAGCCUUUGCAAAUAAGUUUUAACAGAGGGAAGGAGAAUAUGCCUAGUAUUAAACUGGAAUGGAAAGGUUCUUAUGAGAACACUUGAGAGCAAUCGUUUGGUAAAACUAUGCUGGAAAAUUGGGGUGUCUGGUACCCCUGAUCUAAUUGUAAUUGUAGUCAGACACUUCUUCAUUUGAUAUAAACAAGCAAAGAGACAACCCCUUUGGGUCCCAUCUGUGAUAAAAGUUCCACCAUAAAACUCAUUGCUACUAUGCUGAAUCAAAAUCACUCUGUAGCAUGGCUCAAAAAAGUGUGUGAAUUUUCCAAUUGGAAAAGGAAGCAUUUUGCCUUUGGAGAACAUUUUAAGGUCAGGCAUAAGAUUCUUUUUUUUUUUUUUUUUAAAGGCUUUCAGUAAGAUUUCAAGAUAGAAGCAGCUAGAAUUUCGUAUAGUACUUUACACUCCAUGGUUGUUACUGGUAUUUCAUUUUUUUAAAUUUGUUAAAUUAAUUGAAAGCCUUUAUGCAUACAAAUCUGUUAAAGACAUCUGUCCAGUCAGGAGGAUGAAAUCAGUUUUGUUUUGUUUUGUAAUUCAUACGAAGCACCACAAUGUAUGUUUUUUUCCCACCCUUUAAAAAUAAUGAUUGUUGGAGUGGGGUUGGUUUUUCUUUUUAAUUGGAUGGUGAUUUGAGGUAUAGGGCUCAAUCCCCAAAUCAUCUGUGUCAGGGAUUACUAUUUAAUGGAAGUUCCAAGUGCGCUGUGCACACAGUAAAUGACAUUACUCAUCAAAAUAUUUUAAAAUGUUUAGAAUUUUGUAAACUAUCAAUGUAAGGUAAGUUUUAAAUAUGGAGGUCUAAAGACCUUUUCCUGUGUUACAGAGAAACUUUCUGGGUGAAAAGACAUCUGAGUUUAAAAAUAAACAUUUUUGGUUCAAAAACAAA
Molecule: messenger RNA, 5482 nt
Organism: Gopherus flavomarginatus (Mexican gopher tortoise)
Lineage: Eukaryota; Metazoa; Chordata; Testudines; Testudinidae
Gene: CPSF2
Product: cleavage and polyadenylation specific factor 2
Exons: 16
Coding region: 302-2653 (783 amino acids)
Biological process (GO): mRNA 3'-end processing by stem-loop binding and cleavage
Cellular component (GO): mRNA cleavage and polyadenylation specificity factor complex
Molecular function (GO): RNA binding
Source: RefSeq, a predicted model, not a curated record